UACCAAAGUGUUACCCACAAUGCACUUGGACUGGCAGGAAGCGUUCGAUUUCAGUUGGCGCGUCGCUACGAGUAACAGUUGCUAUGAAACCGGCUAAAUUCCUCUCUCCUCACAAGUAACUAUAGCAACUAGUCGUCCACGUGUGUACACCUUAUGUGAGACUUGUGUCUAGAAAGUGACAGCUCCAGACUUAACGAUAACUUAAGCUGUCAAUGAGGAAGCAUCGAACCCGAAGCUAGUAUCAUGGAGAUGGAGAGAUUGCUCUCUGAAGAUGUGUAUCGAAAUCCCCACCGGCUUCUUUCCCUGUGUGGAAAGAUAAUCUCAUUUAACUGUAAACGAGCUUCAGAUGACAGCAGCGAGAGAAGCGAGCUGAUAUUCAGCAGCCUUUCAUUUGAACGGGAGGACAACAAGUUCCUGAAGGCAGCUGAUGGAGCAGCUUUCAUCAUCAACAGGAAGAGAUCAGCAGAUGUGCAUAUUGUGACAUGUAAAUGUGCCAUCCACAAGAGAGGAGUCACCACCACGUGUGUUUUAGUGUGUUUUAGUGAGAAAGGGGACAUCUUUCAGUAUAGUCUGCUCACACUGAGCAGCUCAAACAGACUGGAGCCCUGCAUUGAGUUUAAGCUCCCUUAUCAAAUGAGGGAGAAGGUGUCCAUCCUGCAUGGCCCCACAGUGCUGUGGAGCCAUGCUGGUAAUGUCUUCUAUACAUCUCUGCAGGCAGGAGAGGUGAGACAGAUACCUAUGCAGUUGUCCCACAGUGUGAUUGGACAACUCCCCCUCCACAAAGAGGAGCAGGUAUUUGUUCUGGGACUGCAAAACCUUUCAGACCAGUGCUCAAAUACUCAAUCCACAACUAUUCUGGGCUAUUUUGUUGAGAGUGGACACACAUUUGAUGGCACUUUGAUUUUGCCUCAUCCCUACGUCAGCGUCACACGGUGCAUCCUGGUGCUGUCUGCUGAAAAAGUAGGCGAUGAUGUGCUGAAAUCUGCUGUGGUUGCAGCGACUUCUAACAAGCAACUGGUUUAUUUUGAGAAUGGCAUCGUGAGAGAUGUGUGUCAGCUCCCCUUUGAGCAACCUGAAAGUAUCCAGGUGGUCAACACGGGGAGAAAUGGCUGCCUGUUUGUCAUAUCCUUUCACCGGGGGCAUGUAUGUGCUAUGUGGAAGGAGACAUUUCAGAUAGCCUCCCACUGGUCCAGCGUCAGCUCUGUCCAUGUGGAUGACUUCCUGGGAUGUGGAACAGACCAAAUGCUGUUGGUUUUUAAGGAUCAAGGCGUAACAGGACAGCCUUUGGAAACAUUUCUCCUCACUGACCUUUGUGGCAUUUCAUAUUCUCGUGGACAGGACAGUGGAGCGCCGAAGACACAGCCUCCUCCACCAGACAACGAUCUCCUCACCCUCCGAGCUCUAGAGUCCAGACUACAGAGUGGAUUGACCGUGCUUCAGGAGCUGCAGAGAGAGGAGAGAGUGAAGGACAGGGUUCUCCAGCAGUCUGUCCGAGCCCUCAACGAUGUGGUCUCAGAAAGAGAGACUGUUCUCACCAAGCCUGAGCAGGAAGGCCUUAUCGCUCUGUGGGACUGUGAUGAUGAUGAUGAUGACGAGUCAAAGGACGAGGCCUUGGAUGACAAGACGCAAGACAUGCCAGCAGUGUCUUCACAACCUCGAGUUGACAAGCUGUGGCAUCGCUUCACUGAGGAGCGAAUGGUUGUGGGAGUGAUACUAACUACUGACAGCUCAGUACCAGCGGCCAGUGUGAGCUUAUCCAUCCUGACAGAGACGGGGCAGAGCUCAACGCCCGCAGUCAUCCAGACCCAGAGCCAAGUGUUCUGGCUCCCCGCGCCCUGCUCCUCAUCAUCAUCAUCCUCCUCCUCCUCUGCCUACACGUUCUCGGAGCCCGCAGCCAAAAGACGCAAGCAGCACAAUGCCGACAGACCCAGUGAUCUCAACGCACGCAGACUGGCUGUGACUGCUGCGACCGGGCUGACACCUCUGUUGAACUCUGGCCGUGUCAAGUGCCGUGUCGUGCUCCAUUACCUCCAGAGACGAGAUGCUUUUGCCCCUGUGAGCAACCCAACACCGGUUGUUCUGCAUUGUGGUGAAGUUGCUUUAGACAUCCACGGUGAUUUCCAAACCCAACUGUUGAAAAACCCCGAACUCAAAACAGAUGAGGCUGAAGAGGACUUGCUGAGUUUGAUGGCGGUGCUGGAUCGCUGGGUCUUCCACAUAGACUCUCCUGAUCACAGCUUAGGUGAUAUAGAUGGCUGGAUUCAGAAAAGAGUGGGCUGUAAGAGGAUAGAAGUGAGCCCUCAGUAUCUACUGUUAAAUUCUUCAGGACCAUCUGCUCUCAUGCUGCUGCACUGGCAUCAGAUAACCCCUUUCCAGGGGCAACUGUCUGUCCACUCCAGCCAGCUACAGACGCUCCAGUUCCUGGACUCCAUCUCGGCUUACCUCCCUGUGUCCUGCUCCAUCCAGCCCGUCAAAGGUCCAAGAGGACAGGGUGCUGCUCAAAUAUUUUCUUUGGCACUGGAGAAAGAGUUGACGUCACUCACAGAGUGUGCGUCAUCGCUACUUUGUGAGGAGGAAGAAGAGGAGGAGAAGAAGAGGAAGAGCCUUGGACACGAGGAGACCCCUGAGCCAGGUUCUGUGAUGGGGCUCCAAAGGUGUAGGGACGUGUUUCAGCUGGACGUAGAGAGGAGCAGGAGGAGGUUGAGCCCCCUGGUGGACGUGGGGAGGUAUCGUAGGCUUACCCAAAACAUGUCCCAAGUCCAACUGGAUGGGGAUUUGGCAGCUCUCUUAGACACUCAGACAACUUUGCUCAGCUAGUUUGCUGCAGACGUGGUUGUUGUUGAAAAUCCCCUUCGCUAAGUCUGGACAAGCAGUAAUGGGUUGCCGGUGUUGUCUCUGCUGAACCGUGUGUGUCUGCUCCCUCACCACUCUUGGGGUUUAUAUCUAUCUAGUGUCUGCUGCUGCUGUGUAGAGCCUCAGCCUAUUUCCACCGGAACGCCUCCUGGGUUUUACAGCCUUAAUCUGAUACUGAUGUGAUACUGCUCUCCGCUCAGUUUAUUCUUCUCUUUCGUGUCCCUGUGGACCCUCUGUGUUUAAAAAAAAAAACGCUCUUUAAUGUCUGCCGCUGCUGCGAGUGAGAAACUGUUUGUGUUACGAAUGAAGGCAACAGAUGAUGGUAGAGCAAGGGGCUUUUUUAAAUCUGCUCAGUGGCUGGAGUUGACUGAAAGCUUUUAGUGGUAGGCUGCUUUCCCCCUCAUGGUUCAGUUCUUUCCCUGUGUGUUUUCAUCUGUGACGCUGCACAAGGCUGUCUGCGCUGUUAGUUAAAAUGCCAAGUAAACAUCAAAUCCUACUUUAAAGGACCCCCAGCUUUUCUGGAUACAAGAGGUCUUAGGCAGCUUGGCCGUUGUGUUUGCGAAAAUGGCUGGUGAGGGUUUUUUUUUUUUCCCCCAGCGGGGGCUGAUAAACGAGGGUUUUGUUUGUUGUAGGAGCUACUCCGUCUGUCUGUGUGUAGUACUCAGUUUGAGGAGAGAUAAACUGCCCCUCUUUUACACCUUUUAAUAUGUCGGCUUCAUUGCAAAUAACAGCUUCAACAGGACUCCCCUGAACAUAGGUGAAACAUAAUCACUUCAAAGUGAGUGAUUUCUAAUGGGUUAGGGUUUUUUUGUCUUGUUUGAAUGGAAAUAAAGCUCCUGUUUGCAGCUCAGUUAGCUUCUGUUGUUAUAUUCAGACAACUCAACUUCAGGUCACCAUGCAACUUGAUAACACACAUCAACAUCCCACACAUUUUUGGCUGCGUCACAAACACCCCUGUCAUUUCUAGCACAGCAGAUUAAUUGUGAACACAGUACAGUAAAUAACACCGAUAAAGGGCCAGGGAGAUAUAGAUCACACGUGAAAACGAAAAUUCAAUUGUAUUGGUGUUCCCUUAAAGCCCCGACUGCCAGCCAGAGUCAAAUAUAUGGUUUGUCAUCCCAUUAUUGUCCGUUAACUUGUAUUAACUCUGAGUGUUGGAAGCAGGCUGCAGGGGUUUCUACCCUCCACUGAAGUCCCCUCACUUUAACGGGGAAUGAAAACGUGGUAGAUGAAUAAUGUUGCUGCUGUUUUAUGAAACAUCCUAGACACGGAGAAACCAACAUUUACAUGCCAUCUAGCUUAGUGAUGAAGACAAAUUGACGAUUGAUCGAGUCCUGCGUCUUUUGACACCUUUGGGGAUGCCAGUCAUCUACUGUCAGUUUAGGCUGUCCAUUUCCACUGGGAAAAGAAAAAGAAUUGAAGAAAUGUCGUAAUAUAAAAAAAAA
Sebastes umbrosus (honeycomb rockfish) is the source of this 4298-nucleotide messenger RNA. It is a transcript of the gene fancb, whose product is annotated as FA complementation group B. Lineage: Eukaryota; Metazoa; Chordata; Actinopteri; Perciformes; Sebastidae. Gene Ontology annotation, biological process: interstrand cross-link repair; replication-born double-strand break repair via sister chromatid exchange; positive regulation of double-strand break repair via homologous recombination. Bases 244 to 2817 code for a protein of 857 amino acids. Gene Ontology annotation, cellular component: Fanconi anaemia nuclear complex. The transcript has 8 exons. The record is from RefSeq and is a predicted model, not a curated record.